Paramecium tetraurelia is the source of this 918-nucleotide messenger RNA. RefSeq lists its product as uncharacterized. The record is from RefSeq and is a predicted model, not a curated record. The transcript is spliced from 6 exons. Lineage: Eukaryota; Ciliophora; Oligohymenophorea; Peniculida; Parameciidae.
AUGUAUAUGGAUUAAAAAAUUAAGAAUAUUAGUGACAAAUAACUUAUAAAAAGUGUAUUUAUUUUAUUAGAUUGCGAUAUGAGAUUCCUUCCUUUGAUAUUCCUUAUUUUAAUUCUUACAUAUGUAUCAUGCUAAACUCUGUUCUAUGAGGCAUUUUCAUCAAUAGCAUUAGGUCAAAUGGAAGGUUGGAUAACUACUAAUGCUUAUGGAAGCUUCUCAGAUUGUGGUGGAACAUAGCUCUUUGGUGGUUUCGACACAUUUGGUAAACAAACUAAAGUUAUGAAAUUCCUUCAAUUACCUCCUCAUUAUGAAGUUUAAAUAAAAAUGAGAUUCUGGAAAAUUGACACAUGGGACAAUGAAUAUUUUUAUAUAUUUAUUGAUGGGAUAUAAGCCUUCUCAUAAUAGUAUACAUCUAUUCUAAGUACUUCAUUAUGUGGAAAUAUUUGGGGAGAAGAAAUACUAUCAAUAACAAUGUCAAUUCCUCACGUAUAUUAAUCAAUUUUGAUUCUCAUGACCUCUUCACUUGAUGAACCUACAUCAAACGAAUCUUGGGGGUUUCGAGAUUUUUAACUGUUUCUCAGUCUCUGUCCUUCUAAUUGCGUAACCUGUACGUAUGAUGAUAUCAAAAAAGAUUGCAUUUCAUGGAGCCUACUUGAUUCGGCAUUUUUAGAAAUUAACUCUUCAUAAACGGGAUUUAAGGUAUUAGCGAUUGUGGCAGUAUACCAUUAAUUGGUGGUUAUUAAAAAUGCGGUGUUAAUAGUAUAAUAACAAAGUAAUUAAAUUUACCGACUCAUUAAAAACUUAUCAUUAGAUUUCGUUUUGCUUUUAUGGACACUUGGGAUAAUGAAUACUUUUAUCUUUAUAUAGAUGGAAAUUUAGUUUUCUCUCAUCAACAUUUUUUUUACUAAGCGGAUAUGA